This is a messenger RNA of Drosophila hydei, 1988 nucleotides long. It is a transcript of the gene sand, whose product is annotated as potassium channel subfamily K member 15. NCBI's taxonomy places the organism in Eukaryota, Metazoa, Arthropoda, Insecta, Diptera, Drosophilidae. Bases 322 to 1530 code for a protein of 402 amino acids. Gene Ontology annotation, biological process: stabilization of membrane potential; potassium ion transmembrane transport. The record is from RefSeq and is a predicted model, not a curated record. Gene Ontology annotation, cellular component: membrane. Gene Ontology annotation, molecular function: potassium ion leak channel activity. The transcript is spliced from 8 exons.
AAAAUAUAUUGCCCCCAGUCAGUGGCUAACAGAACGUCGGGGCGAACGUUUCAUUAAAGAGCAGCGCGCGCAGUUUAACUAAAUGCUGCAGAGUCGGUAUUAAAUGCGGCAGCGUCUGAUGAAGUGGAAUUAAGUAAUCUCUUUUAAGGAAACAGCCAAUUUAGAUCAAUGGGCAGGCCAAGCAUCGAAUCGAAGCAUGUACAGACGACAACUCGAGAGUUGCCAACGAGCCGCUAAUCGAGGCAAAGUCCAAUUGGCUUUCGAUUUCGAUUCGGAUUCGGAUUUGGCUGUGGAUGCAUUGGAGUGGAGACCAUCGUCAUCAUGUCAUCGCGGCGCAGCUCCUUUCGUCGCAAAGUCGCAGAGAAGCCGGCAUUUGAGCGUUUCAAGGAUCAUUGCCGUCACUUCACGGCAUUCAUGUUCAGCAAUGUCGGCAUCAUACUUCUAGUCACAUUUUAUACCAUUGGCGGCGCCUUCAUCUUUCAGACAAUCGAAAUUUUCGAAUACGAAAAACUCAAGACGAAAAACCUAAUCAAGCCCAAUGCAAGUGCUGAGUGCCUCAAUAGCAUCUGGAAGCUGACGUCUGAGAAUAUCAGUUUCUAUGAUCGACAGGCCUACAGAAAUAGUGUUAACGAAGUGCUGCUGCAGUAUCAAAAAGCUGUGUAUAAGAAACAGAUCAAGGGCCCCGAUGUCGAUCAUCAGUGGAGCUUCUCGGGCGCGUUUCUCUACUCACUAACUGUCAUCACGACCAUUGGCUAUGGCAACAUAACUCCCAGCUCCGAUUGGGGCAAGCUGGUGACCAUACUGUAUGCCAUCAUUGGCAUGCCACUCUUUCUGCUUUAUCUCUCCAAUAUAGGUGAUGUGCUGGCCAAAUCCUUUAAAUGGAUCUACUCCAAGGUCUGUCUGUGUCGCAUUUGCCCGGGCGUGGCCAAGCGGCGCAUAAUCCGCGAGCGACGCAAACUGCGUCAGUUGGCGCGAGCGUUGCAGUUGCAUAACAUGGAAAGCGCUCGUGGCGGCGGCAGCAGCAGCAGCAACAGCUACUCCAGCAACAGCAACAGCAGCUCGAAUAGCAGCAGCACCAGCAGCAGUGCUUACACCAAGAGCUCUAUGCAAACUUCCAGUGUGCUCGAUGUGCCGUAUUCCGAUUCGGAUUCAGAUAUUGAACGGGAAAUACGCGGCAGCACGGAUGAAAUAACGGUACCACUAACUGUCUGUGUCUUUGUGAUGGUCAGCUAUAUAUUAUCGGGUGCCAUACUCUUUGGACGCUGGGAGGAUUGGAAUUAUCUGGAUGGCAGCUAUUUCUGUUUUAUCUCAUUGAGCAGCAUUGGAUUUGGUGAUUUGGUGCCAGGCGAUCGUGUGAUAACCGCCGAUAAAGACAAAGUCGAGUUGAGCUUCAUUUUAUGUGCCGUUUAUUUGCUGCUGGGUAUGGCCCUAAUUGCCAUGUGUUUCAAUUUGAUGCAGGAACAAGUCAUUCAUAAUAUGCGCGCUAUAAAGCGUGGCUUCAAGGCCUGUUUUCGCUGCCGCAGCUCAUAGCCAAAGAACAAAAUUGGUUGACGUACAAAAUUUUAUUAAACAAUCACGUAUUUAUAAGCUAAAAAUUAACUAGUCUCGUAGUUGUACAUACAUAUAUAGAUAUAUAUAUGUGUUAGCAAGAAUGUGUUCCUUUUCCUCUGUUUUGUUUAUUUAUCAUUUGGUAAAUCAAUUUGUAACUUUAUACUUAAAUGUUAGCUUAUCUUAGUCUAGUCCUAUUUUUAACAAUACGAAAUUAGAAUUCUAAAUACUGCUGCCCGUUGGCCAUUCCUCGAAUCUGACUAUGUUUUAUAUGCCAUACACUAAUUAAAUAGAUAUCUAUAAAUGAGAUUUAUGAUAUAUAUUUGGCCUCUUUUAUAAUCUAAGCGCAUUGUACAAUUUUGCGGUUAAAUAAGUGUAUUUAUUGCCUUUUUUUAGAGCACUCACGUUUAAAAAUUCUUAUUCUUUUCACCAACCGCUCU